Acomys russatus (golden spiny mouse) is the source of this 2523-nucleotide messenger RNA. It is a transcript of the gene Ccdc175, whose product is annotated as coiled-coil domain containing 175. The record is from RefSeq and is a predicted model, not a curated record. The coding region runs from base 1 to 2523 and encodes 840 amino acids. Lineage: Eukaryota; Metazoa; Chordata; Mammalia; Rodentia; Muridae. The transcript is spliced from 20 exons.
AUGUCCCUGCGCUCCAGGACCCCCGACAAGGUGUUUGCCAAGGAGAAGAUGGCGAGGCCGGCCUCGGUCUCCACCAGCCUCUCCUUGGAGCUAUGCACCUUCCCCGCUACCCUGGGCUCCUCGGUAGCGGCCACCGCGUUAGAGCAGCUCUUAGUUGUGGAAAAAUCUCUUCAAGGUGACUAUUUCACAUGCAAUGAAGAAGUUAAGACCUUUCUUAAGGACAUUACUAUAGCUGUCAAAAAACUGGAAGAAAUGAGGAAAAACACAAUAGAGCUUCUGGAAAUUGAAAGCAUGGAACUGAGCAGGCUCUACUUCCUGCUGGAGACGGUGCCCAGCGCCAUUAACAGGGAGCUGGAAGAAUCUAUCAGAGAUGCUCGCAGACUAAAUCUUUAUGAGAUAAAUACAAUGAGAAAUAAGAUUGGACAAAUGGAUAAUGAAGUAGAGUUUCUAAAGACAAGAAUAAGUGAGCUGAAGAAAACAAACAAAGCGCUGGGCGUGAAGCAAGCAGAGCUGGCAAAGGAGCACGCAAAGUUGGUCCUGUCGCUGAACCAAACCCUGGAAGAAAAAUCCGUGGCCACUAUUUACAUAAAUGACAUCUAUACCAGAAUAAACUUUGAGAGAGAAGAAAUAGCACUUCAAAAGCAAUGCAUACAAGAGGCAACCCAGUUAAUAGAAAAACAUAAAACAGAGUAUUUUGAAAAGAAAGACUUUCUAGCCUCCCAGGUAAAAGAGGUUAAGCAGCACUGUGGAGUGAAGAGAAUGGAGACGUAUACCAAGAGGAAAGAAUUGAACAGAUUACAAAAUAAAAUAUUAAAAAUGAAGCAAACAGUUACUAGCAGCGCAAUGAAGAUUAGUGAUCACAAUAUCGAGAUGUCACGGCUACAGGAAUCAAUAGCUAUUUGGGAGAAAAAGGUGGAAGAUGUGAAGAGAGUUUGUGAAAGUUUGGAGGGAAAACUGCAGCAUUUUCAGAGUCACAAGGAACGCCUAGAUGCCUCAUCUUCUAGCAAGAAGGAUGUGUUCCUGGAUAAAAUACAGCAGAUGGGUGAAAUGGCACACAAGAUACAAGCAGAGAACAAAGACCUCCGAGACAGACUGAACACUAUCCUCAAACAGUAUAAGGUGGUCUUGAAGGAAGAGGAAAAUGUGCUUUCACAGAAGAAAAAAGUCUAUGAUGACAACCAGAAACAGGUGUCACUUAUUAAUCAGAAGGAAAGCUUCCUGGAGCAGAGAAAGCUCAACAUCAAAAAUAUGGAAGGUGGAUUUGGAACCCUUCAGGAUCUGCACGAAGCAACAAAGGAAGUAUAUCGAAAACAAAUAAAAAUCAUGAAUGAAAAUCUGGAAAGAGAAAUUCAGAGAAGCGUCGUAACACAGUGGAAAAUAGCCUGUGCAAUAAAAAGGCACGCACGUUGGCUACUAAAGAUAAAGUUGACCAUGCAAAAAAUUAUAACUGAAAUUGAGCUUGCAGAAGAGAGGCGAGUUGAAUUACUUGAUGAGACAAAGCAGAGAGAGAAGGAGAUCAAUGCCUUUGUGAAACAAAUUGAGAAAUUUAAGAUGGAAUUAAGAGAAGAAGAGAAGUCAUUUGUCAAAAAAGAAAAAAAGUUAAUCGAAGAAGUAUACAAGUAUGAGGACCUACUCAUGAAGGAAGAGCAGAUUUACAAGGAGAAGGAGGAGGAGCUGGUUGGCAGUCUUCCACACCUUCAGGUAGCAGAAGAUGACUUCAUAGAAAAGAACAGGAACCUCAAGUCCCUCCACAACGAUGUUUCAGCAAAGAAGCAAGAGGAGAAGCUAUUGAACAGCUACAUUUUCCGCUUUAAAAGGGACAUCGCCAAAUAUACGGGAAACAUGGACAAUUUAAAGCAAGAAUUAAAACAGCUACGAGAAUGUGAAAGUAAAAAAACCCAAGAGAAUUUUGAAAUCCUAAAGAACUUAGAGAACAAAAUCUAUGUAAACGACCAAAAGACAACCCUUCUCAUCCUGGAAAAUAAAAAAAUCAAAGAAUAUAUUGCCUACCUGAAGAAGGAAAUCCAAACAUACAGACAAAUGGCACAGAGGAAUGUGCAGGACUCGAGUGACCUGUCUUGGCAGCUGAUAGCUCAGCACAGACAGUAUUCAGAUUUGCUGGUACUAUUUCAGAUCAUAAUUAAGGAACUGGUGAGCACUGGACAAGACACUCUGCAAGAAAUUAAGACUCUGAUAGAGAAGCUAAUACACAGGGACGAGAGAAUCGAGUUCAUUGGCGGCUGGUUACUGGGGAGCAUCGAAAGGCUGCAACUGCUCAUAGAAGAGGAGUUACCGCUCGACCUUCAUAACCAGCACCUUGACAAGCCUGGAAAGAAGCGAAGGAAUGGCAAAACGGUCCAUUUCGCCCUAACUACUCACGAUGGGAUAACAUUAACCUGCAAAAAGCUUAAGGAAACAGCCCAGAAACUACCACAGCUGCGCAGGCGAUGUGAGUGCACCCAAGCUCAUCUCCUUGCAGCACUAAUGGAAGUCUCCAGAGCUGCCAUGGAGGAGAGGGGGUAG